CUCCUCCUCAUAUGUUCGUUGCAGAGAGUGCUAGCAAUGCAUCUUUUUAAUGCCAGAUUUAAAGAACGUGAAGGAGAUAUAAUUGGGGCACGCACUGCACUUCUUCAUUGUGACGGAGAGUCAGAUUCUAAUUUUGUAGAAAAUGUAGUAAGGAAGGCUAACAUGGAAAAGCGUCUGGGAAAUUUUGUAGCAGCUACUAAUAUGUAUGAAGAAGCACUGGAAAUGGCUGAACUGAAGAAAAUGAUGAAUACUCUUCCUAUUUUAUAUGUUCACUUUUCUAGACUUAAAUACAUGAUCACUGAUAAUGCAGAUGCUGCAAGAGAUAUCUUAAUAGAAGGCAUCAAACGCUUGCCUAACUGCUGGUUACUUUUAGAGGUAUUUAUGUUCUUUGAGCAUCUAUCUAUUCCAAGCAUUGCUUUUCAAAACUGA
Molecule: messenger RNA, 429 nt
Organism: Humulus lupulus (European hop)
Lineage: Eukaryota; Viridiplantae; Streptophyta; Magnoliopsida; Rosales; Cannabaceae
Product: pre-mRNA-processing factor 39-2-like
Exons: 3
Coding region: 37-429 (130 amino acids)
Biological process (GO): mRNA 5'-splice site recognition
Cellular component (GO): U1 snRNP; commitment complex; U2-type prespliceosome
Molecular function (GO): protein binding
Source: RefSeq, a predicted model, not a curated record